UUUGCUUGCCUGCCUAGCCACUUGUAAGCUCAUAAAACUAUGCCGCUGUUCAAAGAAUGAUAAUAAAAAGAUUAUUUGGUUUUUACAGAUGAUAGUAAUUAUAGUUUAUAAUAUCCCCUUUCAAUAAAGCUAUCUAUGGCCUUUGUUAACAGCAAAUAAAUUGUGGAGAAUGAUUACUAUAAUUAUUUUCAGUAUUGGAGAUAAACAAAAUGUUGUUGAAGAACAUUGUUCCUGAAAACGAUUUAUAUUUAUUCUAAUUGCGAAAUCUUUUAGCUUUUUUUUCUACUCUAUCUACACUGAAAGACAAUAAAAGUUUGCUUACGUAGAUUAGAUUACAUCGGUAGCUUUGAAAGUAAUGCACUCUUGCAGUUUUUUUAUUAUUAGAAUUUUAUUUCUGCCUCCGCAAGUUUUAUCUUUCUGCAGUAAGAAUUUACCGAAUAAUGUCUUCUGUAAAAGAAUACAUUCUUGUGACAGGAGGUGCUGGAUAUGUGGGUAGUCACUCUAUUUUGGUCCUUUUACAAAAUAACUAUAAUGUAGUAGCUAUAGACAAUUUUUCUAAUUCAAGUCCUAGUGAUAAUAAUGAUAUGCCAGAGAGCUUAAGAAGAGUUCAAAAUUUAGCUGAAAAAACAUUAAUUUUUUAUCAAAUUGACCUUUUAAACAAAGAAGCUUUAGAAGAAGUCUUCCAAAAACAUGCAUUUUCUUGUGUGAUACAUUUUGCAGCUUUGAAAGCUGUUGGAGAAUCGUGUCGUGUGCCUUUAGAUUAUUAUCGAAACAAUGUGGGAGGAACAGUGAAUCUUUUAGAGGUGAUGAAAAAUUUCAAGGUGAAAAGAUUUGUAUUUUCAAGUUCGGCUACUGUUUAUGGCAAGCCAGAGUAUCUUCCAAUUGAUGAAAAUCAUUCUGUUGGUUCGACUUGCACAAACCCUUAUGGUCGAACUAAGUAUUUCAUUGAGGAGAUUUUAAAAGAUCUUUGCUCUUCUGAUAAGGAUUGGACUGUUACAUUGUUAAGGUAUUUUAACCCAGUUGGUGCUCAUGAAUCCGGUGAGAUUGGAGAAGAUCCUCAGGGUAUACCAAAUAAUCUCAUGCCAUAUUUAUCUCAAGUCGCAGUUGGACGCCUGAAAGAGCUACAAGUAUUUGGAAAUGAUUAUAAGACUGUUGAUGGAACAGGAGUACGUGAUUAUAUUCAUGUUAUGGAUUUAGCAGAAGGGCAUGUUGCUGCAGUUAAGGAAAUUUUAGAAAGAAAUGAGGGUGUUUGCAAGGUAUAUAAUUUAGGUAGUGGCGAAGGUUAUUCUGUCCUUCAAGUGAUUCAAGCAUUUGAUGAAGGCUGUGGUGUUAAGAUUCCUUACAAAAUUGUUGGUCGUCGGGAAGGAGAUGUUGAUAGCAUAUAUGCUGAUGCUUCUCUAGCAGAAAAGCGUCUUGGUUGGAAGGCUAAACGCACACUGAAAGAGAUGUGUCAAGAUACAUGGCGAUGGCAGUCAAAAAAUCCAAAAGGGUAUAGAGCAUGAGUAAUAUUCUUUUGGAGAUAUGUUUUACGAAAUUAUGCAAUAAGAUCAUUCUAUUGUGCAAUAUUUAUUUCAGAAAUGAAACUAGUCCUUAUAUAUUUAAACUAUUUGUUCUGAACGAUUGACAAAUUAUAUGAUUGUUUACCCCACUCAAACUGCUACUAUUAACUGAGCUUUCCUGUACUUAUUUACUUGAAAAUUUGGAAUUGAAAUUAAUAUUGAAUAUUUAUUUAAUUGUACAAUGUUUUCAAGUGUUUGUUUUGCAUGUCAAAAGUGUUUGUUUAAAGAUAUUUUUUCACUUGUUUAGGGAAUUAAAGAUAUACUUGUAUGUAUCGAAGAGGGAUUUUUUUUAUAAAAAUAUGCCUACUGCAUGUUCUUAUUAUUAAGUUUACAUUUUGCUAUUUAUGGCUUUUGUGCUUUAUUUUCGCUUUUAACUAUAGAGUUUUUAAGUAAUGUUACAAAAAAAUUUCUGAUUGUUUCAAAUUAAAAAAAAAUGGAAUUUAAAUAAUUUUGUGUUCCACUUGUUUAUGUUUUACAUUCAUAGUAAAGUUCAUUUGAAAGAUAACAUUUAAAAAAAAAAACAUUCCCUUUAUUGCUUGUAUUUAGUCUAUAAACAUGCAUAUCAUUGAAGCAAUCAUAUUUCAUAUCGAAUAGAAGUUUAGAAAAUUAUUCUGUUUAUGUUUAUGUCCAAAAGGUUUCAGAAGUUAUAAAAAUUCUGACAAAAAAAUCACAACAACUUUUUUUUUUAAGUAAAAAAAAGGAUAGCAGACACAGAAAAUAUUAGGUCAUUAAUUUCACUACCUAUUUUUUUUUUGUAUUGCGGGACAGAAACGAAUAGCAAGAAAAAAAUAAAAAAACUUCUGUCUAGUCAAGCUUUUUCUUUAAAAUAUAUCUGUAUAAUGUGUUUACUUGUGGACAUACAGAUAUUUACUUCUCCAUUUUGAAUGGCUUAAUUCUAGUCUAGGGCAGUCCACAGAAAUAAUAUCUACUGAACAUAUAUUUUUUAAACUUGAAAAUGUGUGUUAUUUUCAUAUAAUAUUCACAGCUGACAAUGUGAUAAUGGCGAAUUUUAACUUUAUUGAUUAUGUGUUAUAAAAGUGUAGGGUUUUUUUUUGUAAGAAAAUAUCUUGUACAAGUGAUUUUUCAUCAUGGUACACAGUAUUUUUUAUACAAAUAUGCCCAAGUAGAGCAACAAUUAUAGGUGCUUGAUACACAUUUGAACAAAAUAUUUGUCAAAGUUUCUAUUUAAUAUUUUUUCUAUUAUUAUUUUCUAACUUUGUGCUGGCACAAUUCGUAUUGUUAAGUAAAAAAAAACUUUUUUUAUCCAUUAAAUGAUUAUUUUGUUAUAUUCUCAGAAUAAAUUGCAAAUUCUAAAAGUCUUUUUAAAUAAUUUAUUAUAUUUAAGCAGUAAUUUAUUAUAGUUUGUUAUUUUCCUUCUAGUUAAUGGUUUUGUUUAAUUUAUAUUACAUAAUACAAACUUUAUAAGUGUUUUUAGAAUGAAAAUAUGUUUAUGUUAAAAAUUAUUGCAAUUGUGAACUAGUAUUCUUUUUUAUGAACUAGUAAAUUAAGACACCAGCAAUUAUCUAUAAAUAUUAAUUGCCUCAGUUAAAUCUUUUUUUGCUUUUGUUAUGAUUGUGUAUUUGAUAGCUCGAAAGAAGAAGAAAAAAGAAAUUUCUGUAAAGACAUUACUUAAAAUAUUUGAAACAAUAUUCUUGUAACUUUUAAAAUAUUAUAUUAUAUAUUUUAUCGUUAAGUAAUAUUUUCAUAUUUUAAUAUACAUAGGUUGUUUUGGGGUUAAAAGAUAUGCAUUUAAGUCUUUUGAUAGCUGUAUUUUUUUUAAAUAGGUUAUAUGCACUCUGUGUGAGCUUGUUCAUUUUUUAUUUAUAAUUUUUAUGCACUUUUAUGUGUGUACAUUCAUAUUCUAAUGUGUUUUUGGUUAUUUAAAGUAUAACAUUUGAAUUUAUAGAUUUAGUAUUGCAGAUUUUUGAAGUUUUUAUUUCCAUAAAACUUUAAUGAAUAAAAUUAGUCUGGUGUGUGCUUAAAUUUGAAACCACUUGAUAUGGUUGAAAUUAUUUAGUUGCAAUUUACUUCUUUGUAAAAGUAUGCAAAAGAGUUUUGAAAUUUGAAUUGUUUUUAUUUUUACCCCCUUUCUAUCUUCGAUUUUAAAUUAAAAAUGUUAAUAAACAAUGUCUACAAAAUUUAUAAAUUGCUGCAAUUAUGGAUAAAAUUAAAUUCCUUAUGAUAUCCUUAGCUCAUGCAUUACCUUGUUAGGAAACUCUUUUGUAUAUAAAAUAGAUAAGCAUGUAUUUUCCAGCUUUGAGUACUUUAUGCAUUACCUAUUGAUUAUUUGAUUAUAUUUAAAAAUUAAACUAAAAUUUUCAUUUUAUGUCAUUGAAAGUAACAUAUUAUGGAUGUUAACUUUCUUAAUUUUUUUCCCCUUCAAGUGACCUUAGACAUUUUCCAAUUAUAAUUUUUAGUUUGUACUUAUAAGGGUUGCAUUUACAGUGGAUAUUUUUAAAAAUGUUUUCCUCUGAUAUGGUAUUUUAUACAUGUUUAAUUUAAAAAUUAAAACAGAUAUUCAAUCUGCUUCAGGUCCUCCCAUAAAUUUGAAAUGCAUUAAAAAUCAUAAUUAAUCCACUUCAUUAUUCAUUGUUCAGCCUUUUCUUGUUAUUCCUAAUUUUUCUGCUGUAAUAAAUUAAAAGUUUUUCCGGAAAUUAUUUUAAAGCAAGAUAUUCAUCUUAUUUCAUAAAAAAAAAUUUCAAUUUUUAAAAAAAAGAUUUUUCUCUUAUAACUUACAUUUUUAAAAUAGCUGUGUUUUAUUUUAGAGUAAUGUUCAAAAAUGAUGUUGUUUAUUUCAUUGUACAAUAUUUUUUACUACAAUAUUACUAAUGACUUACUUCUUACUGUUAAGUCAAAAUAUAACAUUUUAUAAAAACAAGUUGCAAUAAAUUUUAUAAUCUUUUAAUUUAACUGUUCUCAAACUGUACAUAGUUAAUAUGCAUAAAAUUUUAUUAACUUCAUUAUUUUUCAUUUUCUAGUCAAUAUUUAUCGAAAUAAAAAAUUUGCCUGCCUACAUCUUUUAUUUUUCUGUUUUUAAUGUUUCUCGAAACAUUUAUAAAUGUUUUUUACUCUUAUUGUGUAUUUUUUUUAUCCUCCCAUGUUACAAGUUACAAUGUUAAAAUUAAAAUAAAUGAACAUGAGACUUAUUAUCUGGCAGCAUUUUAGUAAAGAUAAUUAUCUCUA
Parasteatoda tepidariorum (common house spider) is the source of this 4742-nucleotide messenger RNA. It is a transcript of the gene Gale, whose product is annotated as UDP-galactose 4'-epimerase. Gene Ontology annotation, molecular function: UDP-glucose 4-epimerase activity. Lineage: Eukaryota; Metazoa; Arthropoda; Arachnida; Araneae; Theridiidae. Gene Ontology annotation, biological process: beta-D-galactose catabolic process via UDP-galactose, Leloir pathway. The record is from RefSeq and is a predicted model, not a curated record. Gene Ontology annotation, cellular component: cytosol.